Camelina sativa (false flax) is the source of this 1071-nucleotide messenger RNA. RefSeq lists its product as uncharacterized. The record is from RefSeq and is a predicted model, not a curated record. NCBI's taxonomy places the organism in Eukaryota, Viridiplantae, Streptophyta, Magnoliopsida, Brassicales, Brassicaceae.
CGUCUUUCUUUUCGAUUUCUCAUUUCUCUAAUUUCUCUCUUUUCUCUCUGUCUGAGUUGUUUGUUUAACACAAUGGCGACGACUAGUUUAGUUACAGGACUAAAAGUGUUUUUACCGGUUAUGUUCUGUGUGAUGCUCGGGACUCUUCUCUACACCAUCAUCACCGAUGGCCUUCCUUUACCUGAUCGUCAAGAUGUCUUCACACCAUGGUUCGUUACGACAAUUUUGGAUUUCUACAUCAAUAUCGUACCUAUAGCGGUUUGGAUUGUGUACAAGGAGUCUACAUGGUCUGGUUCAAUACUUUGGACCGUUUUGCUUAUUAUAUUCGGCAGCCUCACGACCUGUGUGUAUCUGUUUCUUCAACUUCUUAAGCUGACAACUCAAGAAGCUUCAGAAGAUCCUAUGUACUAUUUGUUACUUCGAGAUUCAGUCAAGGAUGGAGUUGGUUUGAGGGACAAGAAUUCACUUGUUGUCACUGCAAGAUUUUCGUUUGGUGCCUUAGGAUGUGUGAUGCUAGGAGCUUUGACUUACACUAUCUUGACUUAUGGUUCUCCUUUUCACAUGGAGCUUCUAUACCCAUGGAUGGUGGUUUUAUUGGUUAACUUCUACAUUCAUGUUGCGGUAUUAUCAGUUUGGGUUGUCUAUAAAGAAACUAGUUGGAUCAUUGGGAUUCUCUGGGUUGCUCUAUUGAUAGGUCUUGGCAGCGUUGGCACGAGCGUAGCUAUUGUCGUGCAGCUGUUCCGUCUCUCUCCUCUUGACCCGCUCUACCUUGUUCUGGUGAACAACAGUAAUCGGGCUGGAGAUAUGUACGAACGUACUCAUUCUGCGGUUUUGCGUAUGUGAAGCUGUGUGGUUUCAUAUUUGAACUUUUUUUUACCACAAAAGUUCAAAACAUCUAUUACAAGUUUGUAUGUUCCAUAGAUUUCUUUUGUAUAUUGUGUGACAAAACGUAGCCUGUUCUUCUCUGGGCAUAAAUGCAAUUACUUAUGUAAUCAACAUUUUUGGUCAUGAAUCAUGACUUGGAAGAACACAUGGAUUUAGACUUUUUUAAGUCCGGAAAUUUUUGCUUUU